GAAGUUUAAGGUGACGGUCGACAUUGGGAUAUAUUUGCUGGAUAAAAUAAAUAUGAUGAAAGGACUUUAUGGAUUUCUGACACUCGGUGUGUUGGUGUUUACAGGUGGUCCUACACAUGCCUCCUUUCCUUUUAGCUCAAAACCCUCCCAGAGUGGUGGUGAGAUAUGGAGACUCAGUCUCAGUCAACUGCAGCACAUCAUCCACAGACCAUGAGGGGAUGGGCUGGGAYGCCACAUUSGGAGGUACAGGUUUUGAACAAGYUGUCAACGUUGUCACCUGGACUGUGGAGGACCUUACUGAUUGGACAAUAGAACCUAAAUGCUACAUCYWUCUCAWUGKUGGCGYWCAARCCUCAAAAGUACUUCCAGUCAUUCUCUACAAGACUCCAGACAGAGUCUUCAUCUCUGCUCUGAGCCACUCUGGUCCCAUGGUGGAGGGGACAGYGUACCAGCUGCAGUGUGACAUCCAGAACAUCGCUCCUCAACGGAACCUGGUUGUGAAGUGGUACAAAGGGAAUGAACUCUUAGAUAAUGUAACUUACAGUAACGUCAGUAAGACACCAGUGAAUGUGUCAGCUACUCUGAUGAUCAGCCCCAGUAGACAUGAUGAUGGAGCUCAGUAUAGAUGUAGKGCAGAACUGGACCUGGGACCAGAGGGACCACAACCUCCUCUCAUAAUGACAUCAGAACCUCUUAAUUUCACCGUAUUCUACCCCCCAACCUUUUCCAGACCUGAAGCUGAGACCCUGGACAUCAGAGUGGGGGAGGAAAUCACCUUAAACUGCACGGCUACUGGAAGGCCCAGUCCUCUGUACAGCUGGCAGUCUUCACAUGUCCAAGAAGCUCUUUUCUCCCCACCGUCCGAGGUUCCAGGAAACUACACCUGCACUGCCUCCAAUCAGAUAGGCAAGAUCAGCAYGACAUUCACUGUGAAUCCCAAACCUAAAGGGGGCAGCACAAUGUUCUGGGCUAUCAUAGGAUCGGGCCUGGGCCUGGCCUUUGUGAUCGUGAUUGUCUAUGUCGUUGUCAAACACAGAGCAGGUCCCAACUCCAUCAUCUGACCAGGCCAGAGGAAGAGCAAUUCUAUCGCCAGUGUGACCAGCAGGACUUCCUCAACAGACACUGUAUGAAUAAGAAUGGUUGUUUAUUGAAUUAUUAUGAUGGAUGGCUUCAAUCCUGCAUGGCUUAUAAAUCCAAAGAGUGCUUUCUAUUAUCCUUCUCCAACCAAUAGCUUUGUGCCAUUUGGAUGUGGUGUUGAUGUCACGUUCGUCGUGGUGAUGAGAACAAGGUGGGGCGUGAUUUGAAUACAUUCUUCUUUUAUUGACGAAGAACACUAAACAAACUAACAAAAUAAACGUGAAGCUAAUCAAACGAGUGCAUACAUGCAACUACCCACAGACAACUACCCACAAAACCUAAUUGGAAAAUGGCAACCUAAAUAGGAUCCCCAAUCAGAGACAACGAUAAACAGCUGCCUCUGAUUGGGAACCAGUUCAGGCCUACAUUACCUACAUAGACCUACAUUACCUACAUAGACCUACAUUACCUAGACUUACAAAAUCCCCAUAGAUAAACAAAAACCCUAGACAAGACAAAAACACACAUACCUACCCUCGUCACACCCUGACCUGACCAAAAUAAUACAGAAAACAUAGAWAACUAAGGUCAYGGCGUGACAGGUGCGUUGUUUUGAAUGUGUCUUGGGCUGUGUCCCUGUGAGCAUGUUGCGCCACACUACAAAUCAUUCAUUCACAUGCAUGUGUGUCCUGUUUUAUUAUUUGUUUUAUCAUCAAGCAUGCCUGAAUGUAGUCUCUCUUUCACAGCCACUGUGUCUCUGUCACGCAGGUAAAGCGGCUGUGGAAACAGGCUAGCCUGAUCGCUGUAGUCCGAUGACAGCACCAAGUGACCUUAUGUGACUGUACAGUGAGAAAUGAGCCAUGCAAUGCAUCACUUCCUGUCUAAUGCUUUUUUUCUUGUUGCUCUAAAAUGGUGAUACCAGAGCCUUUUAACCGAUUUAAGUUUGCUAUACCAAGAGCCACAGGCAGCUUCUCUUCAUUGUUGGUUAUUUUGUUCUCUGCCCACAUUCUUCUACUUUAUGUCUCUCGUUUACCGUCACAGCAGCCUUGAUUCUCAGUAUUGUCGGUAUGUUUGAUGAUAGCUUUAAUCGUUUGUCUUUCACUUUCUCAACCUAUAUCUGCGGACCAUAGGGAAGCGAACAUGCAUACRGACAUGAAUCCCAUGGACACAGUCUCAGGGCUGUGAGGAGAGACAGGCCACUAAUGUGUUUUAUCUAUCURAGGUAUUUUAAUAGGCUACACAGUCAUAUCUCACCAUAGGUGGCUCACAUGGUCCUUUAASACGUUGCUAUACUGUGUGUUAGUAGAAACAAUUCUCGGUUUUGACGAGUGGAGUGGCACAGUCCUUCAAUCGUUGUCUUUUUAGGUUGAAUCACAAUUAGAGAUUUGUGUUUKUUUUUUAUUACAAUUUUAWAACAAAUUCAUGCUAGAUAUUUCAAGGUAUGGUUACAGUGUUAAGUGCAAAGUAUGUUCAGUUCACGUUGCACAGGGCUGGAAUAGCAUUGGUACAGUUGGAAAUGGUGCUUGUAAGGUGCACAGGACACUGUUUGAGCUGCACUAUGUUAACUAGCUUUUUGCAUGUGAUGUUUGUGUAUUGUGUCGCUAACUAAUUAUGUGUAUAUUGUCCAUUUUAUUUCAGCACUGAAUGUUGUUAUAUGCUCUCUUUCACAGUCACUAACACUCAUUCUCUGCUUUAUUUAGASAUUUUUGUCAGCUUGCUUAUGUUUAUAUGACCUGGGAUGUGUGUGUUUCCAUCUGACUGCUCUUCCGUUCAGACAUUUAGUUCUCUCUUCGGAAUGUCAAUACUGUCAGGCUCAGCAUUGUGUCAGAGAUUCAGUUUCAGGCGUUGCUCUACUGCAACAUAUUUAGGUGAGAAUCAUGCCGUCUUUAAUUUCCAUUUCAAUAGUGCUGCAACAUUGGUUGAAUGUUUCGCAUCGACAAUGCAGGUGAUGUUUACCAUGCAUACACAGCAUUCACUUUCCAACAUCAACCAGCUAUGCUCAUUGAGUUAAAGUUUUGAAAUGACCAGUCUUUCACUGUGACAUGUUCCUCUACUGUCUUUUGUAUGCCAUUUCUCUCAUACAUCACUGUAACACUGACACAUUCAUACUAAUCACUACAAACUAAGAUCCAUGUAAAGCGAAGCAUGAAAGUCCAUCUGUUAUCCUGCCUACGGUGGCUCAAAUAAAUACUUCCUUUUUCAGAAUUGA
Salvelinus sp. IW2-2015 is the source of this 3286-nucleotide messenger RNA. Its product is annotated as intercellular adhesion molecule 1. Lineage: Eukaryota; Metazoa; Chordata; Actinopteri; Salmoniformes; Salmonidae. Gene Ontology annotation, biological process: cell-cell adhesion. The record is from RefSeq and is a predicted model, not a curated record. Gene Ontology annotation, molecular function: integrin binding. Gene Ontology annotation, cellular component: membrane.